AGUGGCUCAUGGAGGAAGAGGACGGUACGCCGGAAAAGGAUUGUCCAAUGAAAACCACUAGCGCCAGACACCAGGACAGCGCUGGGGCAGAAGGAAAGAUGGAGAAUUUCACGGCGCUGUUCGGAGCUCAGGCUGACCCACCCCCGCCCCCAACCGCACUCGGCUUCGGACCAGGAAAACCUCCACCCCCGCCUCCUCCUCCUCCAGGCGGGGGGCCCGGCACGGCUCCGCCCCCCACCGCGGCCACGGCCCCGCCCGGUGCUGACAAGUCAGCAGCUGGUUGCGGUCCCUUCUACCUAAUGCGGGAACUGCCAGGCAGCACGGAGCUGACAGGCAGCACCAACCUGAUCACACACUACAACCUGGAACAUGCCUAUAAUAAAUUCUGUGGGAAGAAAGUGAAGGAGAAGCUGAGUAACUUCCUGCCUGACCUACCCGGAAUGAUUGAUCUGCCAGGGUCCCAUGAUAACAGCAGCCUCCGCUCCCUCAUUGAGAAGCCCCCUAUUCUUGGUGGCUCUUUUAAUCCUAUCACAGGGACCAUGCUGGCUGGAUUCCGCCUCCACACUGGCCCGUUGCCAGAGCAAUGUCGUCUGAUGCAUAUUCAGCCUCCCAAGAAAAAGAAUAAGCACAAACACAAACAGAGCCGUACCCAGGAUCCUGUCCCCCCAGAAACGCCAUCUGAUUCAGAUCACAAGAAAAAGAAAAAGAAAAAAGAAGAGGAUCCUGAACGGAAAAGGAAGAAGAAAGAGAAGAAGAAAAAGAAGAACCGACACAGUCCAGACCACCCAGGUAUUGCCAGUUCUCAGGCCAGCAGCAGCAGCAGCCUCCGCUAACAGGACAACUGGACUCUGCCAGAAUGACUUUUCCUGCUGUACUGAACCUGCUGUCAAAAGCUGCCUUCCUGGCUCUUGGACACUGCCUUAGGAGCAUCUACAGUGGCUGGAUCAGAAGCAGUCCUACUGUGCUCA
This is a messenger RNA of Myotis myotis, 968 nucleotides long. It is a transcript of the gene MED19, whose product is annotated as mediator complex subunit 19. The transcript has 5 exons. Gene Ontology annotation, molecular function: transcription coregulator activity; transcription factor binding. The record is from RefSeq and is a predicted model, not a curated record. Lineage: Eukaryota; Metazoa; Chordata; Mammalia; Chiroptera; Vespertilionidae. Gene Ontology annotation, cellular component: mediator complex. Gene Ontology annotation, biological process: positive regulation of transcription by RNA polymerase II. Bases 9 to 833 code for a protein of 274 amino acids.